Messenger RNA from Megalops cyprinoides (Indo-Pacific tarpon), 940 nucleotides. Its product is annotated as ras-related C3 botulinum toxin substrate 1-like. Lineage: Eukaryota; Metazoa; Chordata; Actinopteri; Elopiformes; Megalopidae. The record is from RefSeq and is a predicted model, not a curated record. Bases 333 to 911 code for a protein of 192 amino acids. Gene Ontology annotation, biological process: regulation of actin cytoskeleton organization; regulation of cell shape; cortical cytoskeleton organization. The transcript is spliced from 6 exons. Gene Ontology annotation, cellular component: dendritic spine; cytoskeleton; plasma membrane. Gene Ontology annotation, molecular function: GTPase activity; GTP binding; protein kinase binding.
AUGACUCGUAGGGGAGCGCGGAGCUCGUUUCCGUUGUCCGGGGCAGUGUUUUUCUGUUAAGGCAGAGUGUUUUUUGGGGUGGUGGCUGAUCGGUUCACGACCUCCAGUUACGGAGUAGUCAGUGUCGGGAUUCAAGUUUAAAUAGAGUUAGAGCCGACUUUGUAAGCACCCGAACGCUCUUGGCCAGCGGGCUAGCCAGAUACGGUUGUAAUCGUUUUUUUAUUUCAUUUCACGAUUUUUUGGGGGGGAAAUAAGUUUGCACAAAAGAGUGGUCUACAUCUAUUACCAGCUAACGCCGGCAAGUGAGAAGCGUUCCAGUUUAGCACAGAUCCAUGCAGGCCAUUAAGUGUGUGGUUGUGGGAGACGGGGCGGUGGGUAAAACAUGCCUGCUGAUCAGCUACACCACCAAUGCAUUCCCUGGAGAAUACAUUCCAACAGUGUUUGAUAACUAUUCUGCCAAUGUGAUGGUGGAUGGGAAGCCAGUGAACCUGGGAUUGUGGGAUACAGCAGGACAGGAAGACUAUGACAGGCUCCGCCCACUGUCCUACCCACAGACGGAUGUGUUCUUGAUCUGUUUCUCGCUUGUGAGCCCUGCCUCGUUUGAAAACGUCCGUGCCAAGUGGUACCCAGAGGUCAGACAUCACUGUCCCAACACUCCCAUCAUCCUCGUAGGCACCAAGUUGGACCUGAGAGAUGACAAGGACACCAUUGAGAAGCUGAAGGAGAAGAAGCUAACCCCUAUCACAUACCCCCAGGGCCUGGCCAUGGCCAAAGAGAUUGGUGCUGUGAAGUACCUGGAGUGCUCGGCCCUGACGCAGCGUGGCCUUAAGACGGUGUUUGAUGAAGCCAUCCGGGCAGUACUCUGCCCCCCGCCGGUCAAGAGGAAGAAGAGGAAGUGCAAGCUGCUGUAGAGAGACGCCCAAGCUUGCUGGGGGGAGUG